Molecule: messenger RNA, 5427 nt
Organism: Quercus lobata
Lineage: Eukaryota; Viridiplantae; Streptophyta; Magnoliopsida; Fagales; Fagaceae
Product: disease resistance protein RGA2-like
Exons: 13
Coding region: 154-2958 (934 amino acids)
Molecular function (GO): ADP binding
Source: RefSeq, a predicted model, not a curated record
AUUAACGUUUCAUUAAUUAGUGGUAGAUUACUCUAAAGUAAAUUAAGCCUUGUAUAUAUUUAUAAACUGGACAGUGCAACAAUUGCAGCUAUCUCUCUCAUCACUUUCACUGCUCCACAAACCCAUCUACCAUUCCUGAAAGAAAGAGAAACUAUGGCGGAAGGAGCUUUGUUCGAUCUUGCUGGGAAAGUCAUUAAUGUGCUCGGCUCUCUCAUUGCUGAAGAGGUCAAACUGGCCUUUGGUGUCAAAACUGAUAUUGAAUAUCUGAGGAACACAGUCUCCACAAUCCAAGCUGUGAUUCUAGAUGCAGAAAAGCAGAGUUCUCAUAGCCAUCAGAUCAAAGACUGGCUCAGUAAGCUCAAAGAUGUCCUCCAUGAUGCUGAUGACUUGCUGGAUGAUUUCUCCACCCAAGUUUUGCGCCGCAAAGUGAUGUCUGGAAACAAAAUGAAAAAGGAGGUACGCCUUUUCUUUUCAAGUUCAAACCAGCUUAAUUUUAGUGUUAAAAUGGGUCGUGAAUUAAAGGCAAUUAGGAAGAGGCUAAAUGCCAUUGCAGAUGAUAGGUUGAAGUUCAAUCUUAAUGAAAACCGCAAUGAGCCACAAGUCAUGAAUAGGGACAGAGAAACUUAUUCUUUUGUACUCGAAGAUGAAGUUAUUGGCAGAGAGGAAGAUAAGAAAGAGAUUAUGAAACAUCUUUUUGAUGACAAUGUUGAGGAGAAUAUUUCUAUCAUUCCAAUUGUUGGUAUCGGAGGAUUGGGCAAGACAACACUAGCUCAACUGGUAUUCAAUGAUGAAAAUGUCAAACGAAAUUUUGAGCCAAAACGUUGGGUUUGUAUCUCUGAUAUGUUUGACGUAAAACGAAUUGUUAAAGAAAUUUUAGAAUUGACAAAGAUGGAGCAUGAAGAAAGAAGCCUUGAGAGCUUGCAAAAGAAGCUUCGAGAAAAACUUGAUGGAAAAAAAUACCUGAUUGUCUUGGACGAUUUGUGGAAUGAGGACGGUAAUAAAUGGCUUCCCUUGAGAAAUUUGUUGAUGGUUGGUGCAAGGGGAAGCAGAGUAAUAGUGACCACACGCUCAGUACAGGUAGCGAGGAUAAUUGGGGCAACUUCAUGGCAUGCUCUAAAGGGCCUUCCUAAAGAAAAGGCUUGGAGUUUGUUUGUAAAAGUGGCAUUUGAACAAGGCCAACUAUCAGAGAACCAAGCCUUUAUAAGCCUGGCAAAAGAAAUCGUGGAAAAGUGUGGUGGGGUACCUCUUGCUAUAAGGACGAUAGCAAGCUUGCUAUGCACCAAAGCUUCAGAAAAUGAGUGGCGAUCCUUCAAAGAUUAUGAACUCUCAAAAAUAACUCAAGAAGAAGAAAAUGGUAUUUUAUCAACUCUUAAGUUGAGUUAUGAUCACCUCCCUUCACGCUUAAAGCAAUGUUUUGCUUAUUGUAGAUUGUUUCCAAAAGAUUAUAGGAUUGAUGUAAAUACACUUAUUAAUCUUUGGAUAGCACAAGGCUUUAUUGUGUUAGAAGAUCCAAGACAGCAUUUUGUGGAUAUUGGAAGAAAAUAUUUUAUGGAAUUACUUUGGAGAUCGUUUUUUCAAGAUGUAAAAAAUGAUUAUUUGGGCCGUAUAGAAUCAUGUAAGAUGCAUAAUCUCAUGCAUGAUCUUGCAAUUCUGGAGUCUGGAAUGGAAAGUGUCAUAUUAAAUUCAAGUGAGGGAAAUGUGAUUGAAAAAGUUCAUCAUGUAUCAUUUGAUCUAGUGCAUUCAUCGAGUCAAUUUUCAAUCCCCGUGGCUAAUAAAAGGAAGAUACGAACAAUUCUUGCAACUAGUGUAGGGGGAAAGUUGGGUAACUUAACUUGUGAUGCACUUAUUUCAAAUCUCAAUUAUUUACAUACAUUGGAUUUGAGUUGUUUAGGGCUACAUGUAGUACCCCAUUCAAUUGGGGAAUUGAGUCAUUUAAGAUAUAUUGAUCUUUCUCAAAAUAAACAUAUUGCGGUUCUCCCUAAUUCCAUUACCAAGCUGCUAAAUUUACGGACGCUGAAACUCUAUUCUUGUGAUUCACUUAAAGUGUUACCGCGGGGCCUUAAGAAGUUGGUCAAUCUUAGGCAUUUAGACGUUAUGGGGUGCUACAAAUUGACGCAUAUGCCCCUUGGACUUGGGCAUCUUACUUCUCUUGAGAUACUAACGAGGUUCGUUGCGAGGCAAGAGGGUUCCAAGGCUAGCUCGUAUAGUUGGUAUAAGAAUAAAAAGGCUGAGUCUGGUGGUGGGCUAAGUGAAUUGAAGGAGCUCAGCAAUUUGGGAGGAAGUCUAGCCAUUACAAAAUUGGGACAUGGAGAAGAUGACAUGGUGGAAUGUAAAGCCACAAAUAUGAAGCAGAAACAACAUCUUCAAGACCUGGAACUAUGUUGGGAAUUAUGUUGGGAUGAUGGAGAAACUGAAUGUUAUGAUGACAUGUCACUGGAAGGGCUCCAGCCACAUCCAAAUCUUAAAGCGUUAGAUUUGUGGUAUUAUAUGGGUGUGAGAAUUCCAAGUUGGGUCUCUUCUCUCACUAAUCUUGUUCAUCUUCGAUUAGAACAAAAUAAGAGAUUGCAGCACCUCCCACCGUUAAAUCAACUCCCUUUUCUCAAGGUUGUCUAUCUUUGGGGAAUGGAAGCACUUGAAUACAUUUCAGAUGAAGACAGUGUUAGUAACGUGUUGGGUGCUUCCUCUUCUUCUUCAGAAACACCGUUCUUCCCAUCCUUAUCUUCUCUUCGUAUAUGUCAUUGCCCAAAACUGAAGGGAUGGUGGAGGAAUUCAGAUGAUGAUGAUGAUGAUAAUGAGCCACACCAUCUCUUACUUCCAUCAUUUCCUCCUUCUCUUUCGCAAUUAAGAAUCAUCGAUUGCCCCAACCUGACUUCCAUGCCCCUGAUUCCCGAUCUCCCCUCUUUGAAAGAGCCAGAUACUAGGCAUUGUCCCCUCUUACGGCUACGAAGGAAACAGUGAAGAUUGUCCCAAAUAAUCCAACAAGAAAAAACAAUUUAUUCAGAGUCUGAGUUAGAAUCAGAGUGGGUUUGUUCACAGAGUUAUUUUAACAUGAAAAAUUAGGAUAAUAAUCUGAUUUAGAAUUAGAGUCGGUUUGUUCGCUUCCAGAGGGGGAAUUAGCUUGUUUUGCAGGUUGUUAAUUACUGAGCUACACUCAAGGUUAAGAACUUUUGGCUUUUCAAGUGCUUGUUAUUUUGUCACUUUCUCUGCCUCCUGAAGCCAUUGUCCUUGCUGCAUUUGGUUGUGAAGUCCCUGUAAACUUAAGGCUGCAGAACGUCUGUUGUUUUUUAAUCAGUGGGGUCCAAACAAACAUGAGUAGGAGAGAAUAUUGGAUAGAAGUUGGAAUCUGAUCGCAUCUUUAACCACUUCAGGCCUUGCAAUUGUGCCAUAUGUCCCAGAAUUGCGAGUGGAUUAUCGGAAUCUGUUGAAAAUAAUAUAUUCAGAACCAACUGAGGCAAAGAACAAGCUUGGGGUACAAAAUUCAGCCCUAUCCAAAAACUGCAGUUGUGUAACAGGUCAAGAACUCAGUGAAUCAAAGCAAAUUUCUUAGAACUUUGAAGGGAGGACUUGAUCAGGCAACAAACACUGCAGGAAUUAGCUUACUAAACUGAAUCCUAGCAAAUUUUGAAGGGAGGAGCAUGACCAAGCAACUAACACACCAAGGAAUCAGCUUACUAUAAUGAUAUUUAGGUGGUUAACUUUUUUUUUGGUGGAGAAUAUUUGUUUGCUUCCUCACAUGUUGGUGUGAAGACUUUGUCUUUUCUAAGUCAGAAGAACACAAGAAUGAUUGAAUAGAGUCUAGUUUUUCAUACAUGCACAAAUUUUAAGUUAGUCAUACAUGCACAAAUUUUAAGUUAGAUUGGAUUGAUUUGAAUUCUUAUCUGUUACUCAAUUAAAUAUUACUAAUUAAGGUUUUUCAUUUCACUUGAAUUCCAAUUAAGGCUGAGGAGAACAUCAUUGUUCUUUUCAUUUGAAAUUUUGUUUAUUUCUCUACCUCCUAAAGAAAUAGCGUUUGCUUCUUAACUUUGGUUGUGCAGUCUCUGUUCGAACUUUGGGCUACAUUACACAUGUUCUUUUUUAUAAUCACUGGAAAGCAGAGGGGGUGAUCUGUGUAAUGGAUGGAUAGAGUGUAUGGAGUUUUUAGGCCAAAGAGAGGUAAAAGGGGUAAGGAUGGUUGAGCAGUGAAGGGUAAGAGAGGCAGUUUGAUUAAAUUUCCCAAAGGAAGAGUAAUUUGCUGCAAAGAGAUGCAGAGUCUGGAGGUUCCUGUAUGUGUGCAAGUAGGUGACUAAGUUGACAAUUUCAGGUGCCGGGCAAAUUUGUGCUUGCUCCAUUGAGAUGGCUUUUGAGACUUCCACAACAAAAUACCUCUUCGAUAACUACUGUUAUCUCUACAUUAGCAUGGUACUAGUCAUCCUUGAAGUAGUAUUUCAAGUCUUCUUAAGGCUGCUUAGGAUACCACAGUACUCCAAUCAAUGGGCAUGUGAGACUGGGAAACACUUACAUGAACUCAGAAGCUUUUUGGUGGAGGUCACUGUAUUGGCGAGUCUUUGAAGUAAAUGUGAAGUGUGAAAGGUGAUCCAUUCUUUUGAGUAUUUUACAGAAAAGGGAAGACACCAAUUCUCCUGAAAGAGACUAUAAUUUGGGAGAGAACAAUUAUGUCCCAGAUUGACUUCCAUUCAGAUAAAGUACCUGUUUUUUAUAACCUGAAUUCUCCUAUUGAUUUUGUUCUUAUUGGACAAUCUUGGGAUCUCACUCAUAAGUAAAAAAGCUGCUUGGUGAAAUUAUUUAUCAGGGAAGAUUUGGCCACCAAAGCUUUGUCCUACCAUGUGCUCUUUACAAGCUAGUAUUCAGAAGCCAUGAGAACAUGCAUUUGGAUUAAAAUAAAAGCUGACUAUUUGCCUAAAUGUCUUAAGGAGAGCCAUUGUUUUGGGUUCAAUAGAGAGGCAAAUAGAGGGAUGUCAGCCAUUAUAUGGCCGUGUAGUUCCUCAUUGAAUGGUUAUCAAAUGGAGACUAUACAGCACUAAGCAAAAAAAGGGAAAUUACAUCAGUCUUGAAUCUAUCUAUCACAAAGAAGAUGUUUAAGAUCACAUAAUGAUGUGGACUGGUUAUUUGUCCAUUUGGAGAAGUAUUAGUCAUCUUUAACAAUUUUGGCAGAAAACUGAAGACAAUUGAGUAGAUCUGUGAUUUCAACUGAAAUGCGAAAAUUGUUGUUCUCAACUUGUUGAAUACUGUUGCCAACUAGUCUAUCAAGUAUUUUACUUCUUCACAUUUUAUGAUUUGGGUGGCCAAGUUUGUGUGAGGUUUUGGUGGAUCAGCUUAUUGGGUUCCUUUUGCAUUAUAACUAGGGUGCUCUUUGUACUUGUAUGCCAUUGCCAAUUAAUGUUUUGAAUAUUUUUUUUUCCUUGUGGGGAUGGAAACAUUGGAAAGAAA